This is a messenger RNA of Colletes gigas, 5209 nucleotides long. Its product is annotated as putative leucine-rich repeat-containing protein DDB_G0290503. The coding region runs from base 295 to 5169 and encodes 1624 amino acids. The transcript is spliced from 37 exons. The record is from RefSeq and is a predicted model, not a curated record. NCBI's taxonomy places the organism in Eukaryota, Metazoa, Arthropoda, Insecta, Hymenoptera, Colletidae.
UAUUUUGUUUAGGUGGUUAGUAACCCAGACCUAACCUAACAACUAGUUACCAAGAUAUGACUCCUUAUGACAUGACCUAGCGUUAAUCAUAGUCGGCAGCGGGGUAUGCGUUCUUUGAGGACUUUUACUUUACGAUAUUAAAAACGUGUUAUUGGUUGCAUUAAUUAAAUAACGAGUUAACGCGUUAGUAUUUAUUUAAAGAUUGCGUUGACAGCGAAUGUAAGGUGAUUUUUUUACGUUAAUGAACUUUAUGUAAUUGAUUCGUGUGUUUAUCGUCUUUCUAAUUUACGUGUCAUGAGCAAACGUGACUCGAUGAUUGAACCCUUUCAAAAUAUGUCUACGCUUGAUGACGAUGAUUGUAAUUGUACCACUACCGACAAGAGUAUCAGAAACCUUUGCGUUAAAACGGAUGGUUUAAAAAUUAUCGGCGAGUUUCAAAAAUUGUACGAGGAUCGUAUCGAAAACGUUGAUCAAGAAUUCGAAAGUGAAAUUGAUCAAGUCUGCAUGAAAUUGGAAAUUUCAAGAGAAUGGAUCAGGAAUUUAAAAGAACAAAAUAUUAUGUUAGUUCAAAUAGUAGAAGAUCUGGAGCAGGCUGCAUUAAAUAGAGUGAAAUUAUUAGAACAGAAAUUAAAACAGUCGUCGAUGAUAGUAUUUGAUAGUACAAUAAACAUGUACGACACAGAAAAGGAUAUAAAUACGCUUUCAAAUCGUAUUAGCAAUUUAGAAAAGGAUAAAGAAUAUAAGCAACAAAAAAUAGAAUUUCUUCAAAGCGAUAUUAGAGGGUUACUGGAAUUAAUACGGCGUGCAGCACAAGAAAAGCAUUGGAAUUUAGAAGGGAUAAAGUUCUUUGAAAUUGAACCUAGCGAUAUACCUAUUCCUAUAGAUUGUAGCUGUGACCAGGAAGAGACAAAUCAGAAAUGUAUACAGUCCUUAAAAUUACAAAUUGAACAUUUUCACGAAAAUGAAAAAGAAAUGGCUGAACAUCAAACGAAAUCGGAAGAUGAAGUAACUCAACCUAACAAGAAAUCAGAAACUAAGGAAGAUGCUACUGAUAAAUAUUGUACUCAAUUUCAAAACUUUAGUGACAAUCUCAAAAAACGUGCCAAGUUUGAGAAUCAAAUUUCAAAUUUGGUUGUAGCAAAUGACCAACAAACUUUUGACAAUCAAGUAAUAUCAUACUUGACUAAAGUAAAAUCAUGGAUGGAACAAGAGAAAGAGGAUGUUCUUAAAUUAAAGGAAGAGCUAGAGAAGACUUUAGAAAAGUUAUGCUCUGCUAAAGAUCAAGAAUGUCACAAAGUUAAGAAUGAAUUCAAUAGGAACAAUCUUUAUGAACUGACUAAAAGUAUUGACUAUAUAAACACAAUGUGUUCAAAAAAAGAGACGUCGAUCGCAAGUAUUAAUUCUAUUAUACUAAAAUUGGAAAACAAUAAUUCACUUUACACGGAAAGUGUAAAUUUAUCGUUAGAUACAGAUGUUAAUCAACAAUUUAAAUUAAUGGAUUUAUUUAGAACAUACGCUAUUGAAGCCCAGAUCACUACAGAAGGCAUCAAAGAAGAAAUUGAUAUUGUAGUUUCCACUUUUAAGUCUAGACAUCAAAAAUAUACCGAUUUAAAUAAAGAGAUCGUAAAUGUACAAAAUCAACUAAUAAGAAGUCGGGAAAAAAUAAUCGAAACAAUUGAUAGAUUGCAAUUACAAGAAGACGAAAGAACAAUGCAUAAUGAGAGAAUUAGUUCCGGAAACAUAAAGUUGAAGGAUAUUAAAAAUGAAAUAAAUCAUGCUCAGUCCCAUUUAUUAGGUCACAUUACAGGAAUGCAAACUAAUAUAAAGGAAAGUAUUGGAUCCAAUUAUAAAGAAAUGUGUAUGUGCAAUGAGUUGUUGCAUUCAGUCAUUGAGGAAAUAGAACAAACAUCAAACAGUCUACAAGCAUUUCAAGCUCAAGGAUGUUGCAUCGCGUCAGAUACGAAAGAACUAAAGAAUCAGUUUUGCGAAAUAGAUUUAUUUAUACAAAAAUUACAGCAAAAAAUGGACGAAGCGCUAUUAACGCAUGACGUGGUAGAAACAACACUGUCCCAAAAGGAGCAAAAGUUAAGGAAACUAGAAAGAAAAGUUGAUGCAAUUCACUCAAAAAUACAACACAUAUUGGAACAAUUCAUUUCCUCAAAGAAUCAGGUAUGUGACAAUAAUGUCACAGAACCACAACUAUAUACACAGACUUUAAAUGAAAUACUGCAAAUCAAACAAGAUCUAUACAGAUUAAGAAAGGAACACGAUGAAUUAAAAUACAAACUAUCGCAAAAAUCACUUUAUAUAGAAUGCAACGAAGACACAUGUUUAUGGAAAUGCAGAAUGUCCGAUUUACAAGAUCAAGUUAAAAUAUUACAACACGAGGCAAAGUGCAAUCAAGAAAUAAACGAUUUUCUGAAGCAGAACAUUAAAUCGAUAGAAGGGGAACUUAAAAUUGUACAAGCAAAAGCACAGAACUAUAAGCGAUUGCAUUCCGAAGAUAAUAUAGAAUUACAAAAAAAGAUAAUACAGUUAGAAAACACUUUGAAAUUGCAAGAAGAAAUUGAAUAUAAUCUUCAACAACAACUAAACGAUAGCAAAUUAGAAUUGAAGAAGUCCAAAGAAGUAUUGAAUUCUUUUCAUGCUGAACAUAGUAUCGAGGAAACACUACUCUACUGUGAAUGUAAUCAAUUUCGACACGAUACAAUGAUCAUACCUCAGCUAUUGAAAACAUUACAAGAUACUAUGAGAUCGACAAAAACUGGCCUUCAAGAGUUGAAAAUUGAAUUUACAAAUUUGAUUGGUGAGGAUCAGACUGAUUCAUGCUGCUCUGCAAAAUCGAUAAUGGACAAAUUACAAAAAUACGAAGAUGAAUUAGAGAAUUCUUUCCAAGAAAUUGAAAAACUUAAAAAUGCUUUAUGUAAAAAGGAUAAACUUUUGAAAGAUAUGGAUCAAAUUAUUAAGAUUCAAAAGGAUUCUCUCGAGAUGACACAAGCUGAGUUAAAGGAGCUUCAUCAAAAUUUACAAAAGAAGAUUGAUAAUCAGGAUCAAAUAAUCUCUCACUAUGAGAAAGAAAAACAAGAAUUAUUAAAACAGAACGAGCUUCAAACUCAAACUAUUUGGCACUUACAGAACACUGUUGUAAAAGUUAAAAGACGAGUAGAUCAAAUGGGAUAUAGUAAUAUGAGCGACCUUGAAGAAAAAUGUAAAACUAUUCGUUUAUUGACAGUGUGUGUGGAAGAAACUCAAAGUCAAUACAAUGAAUGUUUUGCGGAGGCUGUUAAACAAAACAAAUUAUUGGAUCUACAGCGAGACAUGAUUUGUCAUCUUCAGCAAAGGAUUUGCUAUUUGGAAUAUGCUAAUUGUUUAACUAUUACUUCUAUCCCCGAUACGCAUUUUUCUAUUCUAAGAACAAUUCAGGAGCAGUUAGAAGCACAUGUAAACGAUAUCCAAACUUUGAAGUACAAGAUAGAUACUCUGGUACAGUUAAAAUGCUCCUCAGAAAACAAAUACUUAAACAUGAAGAAGUUGUGGCAAGAAACAGAAGAAAAAUUACAAGAACUAAAGAAAUCGGUAUCAAAACCAGAGCAGAAAAAGAUUUAUGAAGACAAAAUGUGCCAGUGUAAAAUAGAAGUCGGAGAUAAAGUUUGUAUCACCCAAGAUACAUUUAACUUUAAUGAGUUAACAUGUAAUACUAAAGAACAAAUUAAAAACUUGCCAUAUGGAUACGAGUUACAGUCAGAAAUAGACAUUUUAACCAGAGAGAACGAAGAUAUGAAAAAACAAUUACAAAAAUGUAAAUUAGAUUUUGAUAUCAUUGAUAAAGAACUGAAAAUAGAAAGAGAAAGCGAUACUUAUACUCAGCAGAUUUCGUUUGAAUUUCAAAAAAUAAGAGACACAGAGUGUCGUUUGCGUUAUGAAAAUGAACAACUCAGGUCUGAUAUAAAGAACCAAGCAAAGAAGACGGAAAAUUUAUUAGAAAAGUUGCAACUCGUUAAAGAAAAUGAUGUAAAAUUUGAGAAAUUGUUUAAAAAAUUAGAAGAUAAACAGAUGCAGAUUAAUACUUUAUACAAUCAAAUUACGAAUAAUGAAAUUGUUAUAAAAAAGCAAUUUGACACCAUUGAAGAACUUGAGAAAAAAUUAGGUACAAAGGACAAAGAAGUUAAAGAGUAUUUAUCCGAGUUAAACGACGCUGAACAAGAGAUGUCCGUAUUGUACGAUCGAAUACAGUCUUUAAAAAGUAUGCUAACAAGAAAAUCAAAUAUCAUGUCUAAGUUAGAAGCGGAUUAUGAAAUGCUAAAAAAAUUUUUGUUAUUACAGAAUGACAAUUGUAUUCUAAGAGCAGAGAACAAUGCUUUUGAAAAUAAAACAACAGAAGAUGUUUGCCAAUUGAAAGAUAUAAUUGAGAAAGAACAAGAGAAAACCAAGAAAUUAGAAGAGUCAAAAUGCUAUUUAGUUCAACAGCUUCAAAAAUGCAUGGAACAGAAUUGUAUUCUUAUUAAAGAAAAAGCUAUGGUAGAAGAAAAUAAUAGUAAAAUCAUUUUAGAGUUACAAGAGACACAUAAAUCUAUGUUAGAAUUAAAAAAGAAAUGCCAAUUAAAAAAUAAGUCUUUGGCCUGCAUGUUAGCAGAAUUAACGGAAACAGCCACGAGCAGAUCAGAACUUUGUAAUCAAUCGCAAUACGUUAUUUCCUGUAUUCGCAUUUGGAUGGAAGAGCAACGAGAAUAUUUAAAUAAUCUUAGCUCGAAAUUGAAAUCUUAUCAACAACAACUAUUGCAACUUGGAUUUAAGAAAAAGGCUCUUUUACACGAAACAAAACGAUUCAAACGUAUUAAUCAUUUACUGACUCAAAGACUAAAAAGAAUGCACAAAUAUGGUGGAAAAAGUGUUAAAAAUAAUUGCAUAAGAUGCCAUGUAGUAUCAUCAAUUGUAGCACAAAAUGCAGGCUUAACAAUUCCCACGAACUCGAAAUAUUCGCCUUUUGAAAAAGAAUUGCGCGUUUCGACACGUGGUAAUGCUUGGUGGUUUCCAAAAAUGAAGUACUUGAUAAACGAACUACAGAAAGAGAAUCUAGAAUGCAAUGAAAAUUUUUGUAAUGGAGAGAAUACUGGAAGAACAUUAGAAGAAAGUCACGAUUGUGGUUAUCAGUCAUCUACUAGCAAAUGAGCAUUGUAGAGUAUUUUGACCGAUAACAUUGAAACAAUGA